This is a messenger RNA of Leopardus geoffroyi (Geoffroy's cat), 5376 nucleotides long. It is a transcript of the gene TRH, whose product is annotated as thyrotropin releasing hormone. The coding region runs from base 3970 to 4662 and encodes 230 amino acids. The record is from RefSeq and is a predicted model, not a curated record. Gene Ontology annotation, molecular function: thyrotropin-releasing hormone activity. NCBI's taxonomy places the organism in Eukaryota, Metazoa, Chordata, Mammalia, Carnivora, Felidae. Gene Ontology annotation, cellular component: extracellular region. Gene Ontology annotation, biological process: hormone-mediated signaling pathway. The transcript has 3 exons.
UUUUGUUUUUUUUUUUUUUUGAGAGAGAGAAAGUGCAAGCAGGGGAAGGGCAAAGAGAGAGGGAGACACAGAAUAUGAAGUAGGCUCCAGGCUCUGAACUGACAGCACAGAGCACAACAUGGGGCUCAAACUCACAAACCGUGAGAUCCUGACCUGAGCUGACAUCAGACACUUAUGAUCUACUGCAUGCCUGAAAUUUUCCUCAGUGCAUCAGGACACAAAAGAUACAUGAAACAAGGUGCUGGCCUUGAAGAAGCUUAUUGUCUCACUGUGAAGUAAGAAAAAUGCUUGUGAACAAGUAUAAAUUUUAAAAAAUAUUAAAUUGAGAAGUGUAGCUAAAAAUAUAUUAGGAAUAUACAGAAGGUCUAGAAUUAUGAAGGUAGACUUCAUCAAGGAGAUGAAAGAUGAGUUUGUACCUUAAAAUGUAAUUCAGGGUACCAAAGUAAAAAUAAACAACAAUAAACUGGUGUACUCAUAAGAACAACAAGAGGGUAAAGAAAUUAAAAAAAUAUUAAAAGAAAUGAAAGACAUGAAGUUUAGCCCUGAAAAGUAAAGACCUGAGUGGGAGACAACAGCAGUGUUCAAAUACUUUGAGUCAUGUGGCAGAACAGUUACAACAUACAGCCAUUUAACUUACUAGCUGACCUCUGGUAAAAUGUGACCAACACUCAAGGACAUAGAGAAUGACAGCUGUUUGGUAAAGCCACAACAGGAAAUGCCAAUUUGGAAAGACAGGAAGCAGGUGGCCAAGUUCUUCUCUGCAACUUUUCAAAGGACAGUGUGCAUGUGAGCCCACUGAAGCAAAAACUCUAAAUCUGGCAAACAUUUAUUGACCACUUACCAUGUGCCAGGUGCUUCUAUAUAUAUUAUCUCAUUUAAUAUUCACAACAUAUUUAUAAACAUUAAUAUAAUAGAGGCUUAAUGUAAAAAUACAAUAAAAUAAACUCUGCAUGGAAGCAGAAAAACAUUAAAAUUUGCCACCAUCUACCACUCUCUGAUACGGAUUUGACAGCUGUUUUAAAAAGCAAAACUAGGGGCGCCUGGGUGGCGCAGUCAGUUAAGCGUCCGACUUCAGCCAGGUCACGAUCUCGCGGUCCGUGAGUUCGAGCCCCGCGUCAGGCUCUGGGCUGAUGGCUCAGAGCCUGGAGCCUGUUUCCGAUUCUGUCUCCCUCUCUCUCUGCCCCUUCCCCGUUCAUGCUCUGUCUCUCUCUGUCCCAAAAAUAAAUAAACGUUGAAAAAAAAAAAAAUUAAAAAAAAAAAAAAGCAAAACUAUUUGAAGGCCUGGAUAUCUACAUAAUAAUUUCCUCUUGCACCUUCCUUCAGUAAUGCACAGUGGCUCUCAGUUUGCAAAGUGCCCAAGAAUUAUAUAUUGCUAUAUACACAAAAACAUGUAUACAAUACUUUUUAAGCAAUUUACGGGAUUUUCAAAUAUAGUUUUCAUUUUAUGUGAUUUUUGUUUCAAGUCCUGGCUUUAGAACUGAUCCCUGGGAAUGAGGUGCAACCCACUGUAGGCUUAUGCCAUAGUCACUGUAAGGCAGCAUCAGGGAAAAAAGGUAGAAAGGGUGAAUCCUAUUACAACAUGAAGAACAUUCUAACAAUUAGAACUAUCCAAAAAUGGCAUAGGCUAUCUCAAAGUAAUGAAUUUACAAUCAUCAAAGGUUUCAAACAGAAGCUGAAAAACCACUGAGAACAUUUUAGAAGAGAGCAACUGGGUAGGAAGUUAAGAUCUCUUCCAAGUCUUAGAUUCUAUUAUGGGUAGACUUUUAAAACCUGACAGAAUAGGCAACCUACUUAAAAACAAAAUGAGCAGAGUCACAAAGGCAAGAAUGACAUGGUAUGUAAAGUUCAAUGCUGGGGAACACAGGACCAGUUCAUUUCCACUUGCAGAUCUUUGUACUUGCUGUUUCAUUUGCCAGUAAAAUUCUUCCAUCUUUUAGGCCACAAAUGAAAUAUCUACUCCUUAGUGAGGCCUCCCCACCAACCCCACCAGUCACUCACUUGUCACAUCUUGUCUUAUCUUCUUCAUAGCUGAUAUCAGGAAUCAGCAAACUUUUUCUAUAAAGGGCCACACUAGAGCCUACAGGCCAAUAUCCAGCCUGUCCUAUGUCUUAAUAUGAGCCCCCCCCCGAAAAAAAUGAAAAAGAAUAUUUUGUGACAUGGGAAAAUUACAUGAAAUUCAAAUUUCAAUGUACAAAGUUGUUUGGGUUUUUUUGUUUAUUUGAGAGAGAAAGAGAAUGUGCAUGCAUGGGUGAGGGAGGGGCAGAAAAGAGAGGGAGAGAAAGAGAAUCCUAAGCAGGUUCCACAUUGUCAGCUCAGAAUCCUACUCAGGGCUCAAUCCCAGGAACCAUGAGAUCAUGACCUGAGCCAAAAUCACUAGUGGAAAGCUUAACCGACUGAGCCACCAAGGCACUCCUACCAACUUUAAUUAGAACACAGAAACACUUGUUUAUGUACGGUCUGUGGCUACUUUGCACUACAACAACAGAGUUGAGUAGUUGCAACAAAAAGUGUAUGGCCCAUAAAGCCUAAAAUACUUUCCGGUCUUUAACAGAAAAAGUUUGCUAAUUGCUGAUUUACAGCAUUACCCAAAAUUAUCCUGUCUACUUGUUUGUUAUCCUCAUUCUCACACAAACCGAAAAAAGCCCAAUAACAAGGACCUUGUCUAUUUUGUUCCCCACCACUGCCCAGUAUUUAGAAAAACUUCUGGAACAAAAUAAGGACUCAAUAAAUAUUCUAUGAAGAAAUAAAUCAUAAAUGUGAUUUUGAGGAAUUCAUAAAUGUCAUUUUGAGGAAUUUAAACUUAAGCCCUUAGCCAUUAUAGGUUUUGUGCAUAUAUGACUCUCGCAGAAAAGGGGAAAUAUUCUAGUGGAGAGAAGGAACAAACAGCUUAAAGAAAUGGUGGUCACCAACUAGUCCAGGUCAUUGGGUUUCUUCAUCAAACUGUACAGGUUUUUUUGUGCUUAUAAAAGAUUCCCUCAACUACUGGAAGGUGUAACAACAUUCUGUCAGCGGACGGCACCUCUGUUUACCGUAAGAUGCAAAUCCUCUGAGAAAUCUAAUUUCCUAUACAUAGUAUACAACAUCCACACUAUGCCAAAUCUUAAUGUUCAUAAUUAUAACAGAUCUCAAUCACGUGCUAAUGAAAUUCUAAUAUCUAAAUUUUUCCUACGCUGAUCAGCAAUCUAUUCUGUAAGCAACUGAAAACUCUUUAGAAAUUAAAAGGUUACCACCCACAGACCAGAAGCAGCUUUUUAAUCUUUCUAUACUAGCCAGAGAGUGGGUGUGUGAUUUCAAAAAAAAAACAAAAAUACAAGCCAAUUCUGUUGGUAGAGGACAAGGUAUUGUUACGUUAAAAUCCCACCUAAAAGCAUCGUGUGUUACAGGACACUAGUAAAACUACCACCUACUCACAAUUCUGGUCUCACUGUUUUAAUCUACAAAUGGAGGAAAACAACAUACCUACCCCCUGCAGGAAUCUUGUCAUUAACAUUUUCAUAAGGUUCUUUCCUCCAGGCUUUGCAACAAUUUCUAUACACAGGUACUUCAAAGACAAGGAUUCAGUUUAACGAAUCUCUUCCAAAAUUUAAGAUACUGGUCAAAAGACGUAAACAUAUCAAAGUUUGGUUGUUAAAGCAGCUACAUGCUUUUUAAGCCCUGGAUUUUAUUUUUAUUUUUAUUUUUUAGAAUUAACUAAUUUAGGAAUUCAGACCUUUCCUAGAGAUGCCUAUGAGUAUGUCAGACUUAUAGCAACCAUUUUGGAUUAGACUGUGUGUUCUUCCUUUCUUCUGUGACAAGUCAGGAUGAAAAGGCAGACUUGCAAAAGCGGUGACUAUAAUCUACCAGGACUCGUGGAUGGUGUCAUCAAAGAAAAGGGAGAAAUCAGCCAACAGCUCAAGUGGGCUGCUUCAAGAAACUCAGCUGCGGAUUCACCUGGGAGAGCCUCAUCAUCAAUGUUGUUAAGGCCCCGCAAUGCCUGGCCCUUGGUUGCUGCUCGCCUUGGCAUUGACCUUGACCGUGGCCCAGCCGGAGGUGGCCCAGCACGAGGCCGGUGAGCACGCAGGCCUGGAUGACCUCUUGCGCCAGGCAGAGGGCCUCCUCCUCCUCCAGGAAGACCUCCUGCGUCUGCGAGGGAAUCAGGACGAUGGAGAAUCAGAGUCCCAGAUCAUUCAACCCGACUGGCUCUCCAAGCGUCAGCAUCCUGGCAAAAGGGAAGAGGAGGAGGCAGAAGACGGAGUUGAAGAGGAAGAAGAAGGAGGGGCCAUGGGCCCCCACAAGCGGCAGCACCCUGGCCGGCGGGAGGAUGUGGCUGCAUGGUCAGAGGUAACUCAGCAGAAGCGGCAGCACCCUGGCCGGCGCUCCUCCUGGCUUGGGUACACUUUCACCAAGAGGCAGCACCCAGGCAGACGGCUGGUGGAUCCCAAGGCCCAAAGGAGCUGGGAAGAAGAGGAAGAGGAGGUGGAGGAGGGAGAGCUGAUGCCUGAGAAACGCCAACAUCCGGGCAAGAGGGCUCUGGGAGGCCCAUGUGAGCCUCAGGGAGCCUGUGGUCAAGCCAGCCUCCUGCUGGGGCUCCUGGAUGACCUGAGCAGGGGUCAGGGGGCUGAGGAGAAGCGGCAGCAUCCUGGGCGGCGGGCGGCCUGGGCCAGGGAGCCCCUGGAGGAGUGAACCCAGCUUCCUAUCAAGUUUGGGGUCUAAGAAUGUCUUAAGUCCUGUGGGUCCUAUUCCCUUUGUGACUCCUUCUUUCCCUCCUCCUUAGAUCCCUGACCAUAAACCUGAGCCCCCUGUAUGUACAACACCCAGUUCCCUGGCCUUGUUCCCCCUCCCCCUUCAGGGACAUGAGAACGGGAGCCUGAGUUAAAACCCUGGAUUACCCCACUUUGCCCUGUUGGCAGGGGACAGAUCCCAGAGUCCCUCUCCCUGCACCCCCACAGGCUGCUUCCCUUCCUUAGCCCUGGCUAAAAAUGACCCUUCUGUGUCUUUUAAGGGAUCCCCAGAGAGGAGCAGGGUGACUGGGUCCAGCAGCCAGUGAGAUCAGGGUGGGAUUGAAGAUGUGAUGUCCAAAUCCAGUUUCUGUCCCCUGCUCCAUGAGUCAAGAUUUGCCACAUGUCAACUUUAUUUACCUCCAGAACUGGGGGUCUCCUCUGCUUCUUGGGCCUCCUUUUUGUGGGUGUUCAGAGCCCUGACCCAUGGCUAUGUUCUGCUUAGGGGAAUGAUGGCAGGUGGAGGCAUCCUGUGCUGUGCUGUGUGGUGGUUGUGGGAAUAAAGAUGUGCGGGCGUAUGUAAACAGCCCUGAAUGCUGAACUUGUAUAUAACCCUCUAGGCGCCUUCCCCUUGUCCGUGAUCAUCAUCUGAAUGAUAAUAAAACAUGCAUCCAGAUAA